ACGCAGCUAACUGUCCUGCAGAUUAAAGAUGGCGCCCUCUCACGCGCUAAGGUGCUGUAAACGGGCUUUAAACUGGGUACCUGUUCUGUUUAUUAACCUUGUCAUCGGCUGGUCUUAUUAUGCCUAUGUCAUAGAGCUGUGUGUCUAUACAAUCCCAAAUAAUACAGAGAGAAUCAGUUAUUUGGUCAUCUUCCAUAUUUGCCUCAUCAUGUUCAUCUGGUCAUACUGGAAAACCAUUUGGGUAACACCAGCUGAACCUUCUAAAGCAUUUAGUUUGCCCAGAGCAGAGAAAGACCAGUUUGAAAAAGAGGAAAGAGCAGAAGUACAACAGGAGAUUUUGAAUAAAGUGGUUCGAAAUUUACCUGUGUACACCCGCACUGCUGUAGGAGCAGUUCCAUACUGUAAUUCUUGCCAAGUUAUCAAACCUGACCGCUGCCAUCACUGCUCCACGUGCGAGAGAUGUGUGCUGAAAAUGGACCACCACUGCCCCUGGGUCAAUAAUUGUGUUGGAUUCUCAAACUAUAAAUUCUUCAUUCUAUUUCUGGGUUAUGCUUCACUUUACUGCAUCGUCAUUUGUGCCACAGUAAUACAAUAUUUCAUCAAGUUUUGGAAGAAACUGCUUCCUGAAACUCACGCAAAGUUCCACAUCUUAUUCUUGUUCUUUGUGGCGGCUUUGUUUUUCAUCAGCAUUGUUUCACUGCUCAGCUAUCACCUGUGGCUUGUUGGGAAGAACCGCACCACUAUAGAGGCUUUCAGGGCCCCUGUCUUUACUAGUGGACCAGACAAAAAUGGCUUCUCUUUAGGCUUCAGAAGAAAUGUUGCAGAGGUCUUUGGUGAUCAGGCAAAGUACUGGUUCUUCCCUGUUUUCUCCAGCCUUGGAGAUGGACAUUCAUUUGUUACCAGGCUGGUUCAUAUAGAUCGUGAACAUGCCAACAGCAUUCUUCAGCAAAAUGGAAAGAGUUGCAACCUUGUGGAUGGUGCAACAAACCUGUGUCACCCUGCAAAUAAUGUAGAGCAUACACUGGACAAAACAGGACAAGCAGACUCUGUGGUGAUAGAGAAUGAGUCAUAGUGAGUCUGAGAUUUCAAGCUAAAACUGAAUAUGUGAUGCCUUAACCAUCCUCUGUGAUUCCUCCGUGCCCCUCCCCUGGUGCAGUAUUCUGUACAAAUUGCCUGCAAACUUCACAAUAGAGAUCAAAUGCACAAAUAUAAAACAAAAAGGCCAGAAGAUUUCAAUACAGGGUUUUUAUUUUAUUAUGUCAUUAGCCAGUUUAGGAAAACCUGUGAAACUGUUGGGAGAAUGAAGGAUUAAAUAAUGAUACUGAUAAAUUAAUGAUGAAUGAUCAGAUGUUGAAACUUCCUUUUACUCUAACAUAACCCAUGUGUAUCCUGUCAUAUACUAAAAUAUGAUUGGUCCUUGUCACCAAGAUGAGUUGUUGCCAUAAUUUUAAUAUAAUUUUGUAAAAAAAAGAAAACAUGUAACAUUUGUAGUACUACUUUGUACAGUAUGGUUUCAUGUGUGGGUGGAGAGUCCUUGCCUCAAGUGGAGGAGUUCAAGUAUCUUGGGGUCUUGUUCACGAGUGAGGGGAAGACGGAACGUGAGAUUGACAGACGGAUCGGUGCAGCUUCGGCAAUGGUGUGGUCGCUGUAUCGGACCGUUGUGGUGAAGAGGGAACCGAGUCGAAAGGCGAGGCUCUCGAUUUACCGGUCAGUCUUCGUUUCUACUCUCACCUAUGGUCAUGAGCUCUGGGUAGUGACCGAAAGGACGAGAUCGCAGAUACAAGUGCUCGAAAUGAGUUUCCUCCGCAGGGUGGCUGGGCGCUCCCUUAGAGAUAGGGUGAGGAGUUCAGUCACACGGGAGGAGCUCGGAGUAGAGCCGCUGCUCCUCCACGACGAGAGGAGCCAGUUGAGGUGGCUCGGGCAUCAGUUCUGGAUGCCUCCUGGGCGCCUUCCUCAGGAGGUGUUCCGGGCAUGUCCCACCGGGAGGAGGCCCCAGGGAAGACCCAGGACACGCUGGAGGGACUAUGUCUCUCGGCUGGCCUGGGAACACCUCGGGGUCCCCCCGGAGGAGCUGGAGGACGUGUCUGGGGUAAAGGAAGUCUGGGAGUCCCUGCUCAGGCUGCUGCCCCCGCGACCCAGCCCCGGAUAAGCGGACGAAAAUGGAUGGAUGGGUUUCAUGUGUUAAACUGAAUGUUUUGUACAAAGCCACUCAAGAAAUUGUUUCAUAAUGGACCAGUAUUACUAUGACUGUAUAAUAUGUUAAGCAACAGUUUCCUAGAUAAGGAUGUCAGUUUGAAGAAUGUGUUUACAUGUAUAUAUAUAUAUUUUUUUUUCAUGUUCUUCAGCCACUUUAUAUUUUACUCCAAAAACAAAACCCUUGACCAAAUUGUUGCACUGUAAUAUGAUGAAAUUAAUAUUAUUUUUUUAUAUAUAUGUUUUAAAGUUGUAUUUAUCUGUGUUUUGUUGAAUAAUGCAAUGGUUUCAACCAAGGAAAGACUGGCAAUUUGUUAAAGAUAAUGCUUUAAUUUUAUAUUUAUUUAAGUGAAAUUAUGUAUUUUGUGUAACAUAAAUGCCCUCACUUCCAUUGAUCAAACUUUUGCUAUUGAGUGAGAACUAAUUAUGUGCUUUAAGUAAUUAGUUUUGUAUAAGACAGCUUUUUACUGAGAACUUGUUGAAGGAUUUCUGUUUCUUAACUGUUAAAAUAAACUGUAUGUAUUUA
Boleophthalmus pectinirostris (great blue-spotted mudskipper) is the source of this 2719-nucleotide messenger RNA. RefSeq names its product palmitoyltransferase ZDHHC20-A-like. Lineage: Eukaryota; Metazoa; Chordata; Actinopteri; Gobiiformes; Gobiidae. The record is from RefSeq and is a predicted model, not a curated record. The transcript has 13 exons. Gene Ontology annotation, molecular function: protein-cysteine S-palmitoyltransferase activity. Gene Ontology annotation, cellular component: Golgi apparatus; endoplasmic reticulum. Bases 29 to 1072 code for a protein of 347 amino acids. Gene Ontology annotation, biological process: protein targeting to membrane; synaptic vesicle maturation; peptidyl-L-cysteine S-palmitoylation.